Gekko japonicus is the source of this 6282-nucleotide messenger RNA. RefSeq names its product beta-1,4-N-acetylgalactosaminyltransferase 3-like. The record is from RefSeq and is a predicted model, not a curated record. The transcript is spliced from 18 exons. Gene Ontology annotation, molecular function: acetylgalactosaminyltransferase activity. NCBI's taxonomy places the organism in Eukaryota, Metazoa, Chordata, Lepidosauria, Squamata, Gekkonidae. Gene Ontology annotation, cellular component: Golgi cisterna membrane. Bases 1 to 3171 code for a protein of 1056 amino acids.
AUGGCGGCGGAGCAGUUCCUGGCGACCAAGUGGAGUGACGUCGGAGGCGGAGCGGCGGAGCCCGGAAGUGGAGGAGGCCUGGAGAGCACGGUGACGUGCGGCGCAAUUCGGCGGAGCCACCAGUGGACAGUAGCCAGAACUGCAGCCUACACAAAACCGUGCACCAGUACGAGGCCUGCCGGAGGAAGCCGCUCAGAGAAGAUCGGCUCCAGAAGGUCACCAGGAUGCCGAUAUCCGAAGUCGCUGAAGGAAGCCGGAGAACAACUAGCCCUGGGUGCUGGGUAUGGAAGCUGGAGUGAACUGGCUAAAGCUCUGGGAAACCAGGAGACACCUAUAGUGGACCCAAGCCUUCAGUUUUACCUGCCUCAGAAGCCAGAAUAUCAGAACGCUGUGCACCGCGCAAGCAAGAACAGCAAGAACGAUUCCGCGACGUUGGACAACUCUCCCCCUUGGAGGCCUGAGUUCCAAGGCCAAGUCAAUCUCCAUGUCUUUGAGGACUGGUGUGGAAGCUCUAUUGAGCAGCUGAGAAAGAACAUCCACUUCCCAUUGUACCCUCAUAUACGGACCACUUUAAAGAAACUGGCAGCGUCUCCAAAAUGGACCAACUAUGGGUUGCGCAUAUUUGGCUUCCUGCAUCCACUCAGUGAUGGUGAGUUUCAGUUUGCCAUUGCUGCUGACAACAAUGCAGAGUUCUGGCUGAGUGGAGAUGAGAACGUCUCUGGCAUCCAGCUCCUGGCCAGUGUGGGCAAGUGGAGGCUGAAUGACCCAGAAGCCACAUUUGCGAUUAUCGACGCUCCGUCCCUCUCCCUUUUUGCUAAUGAAAGCCUUUUGAAAAUGAGUGAGAUUGAUCACAUCCCUCAGUCAUUGGCCACUCAUGAAAGCCGUAUUACACAAAGUCGGCAUGCGCAGGAACACCCAGCGGAUAUGCUGAAACCGGACCCUCGGGACACCAUUUAUAAAGUGCCUCUGCUAAGCAAAUCACAGAUGCGCAGGGUCCUUCCAGACUGCCCUUACAAACCAAGCUACCUAGUCAACGGAUUCCCUCUGCAGCGCUAUCAGGGGCUCCAGUUUGUUCAUUUGUCCUUCAUAUAUCCCAAUGACUACAGCCGCCUGAGCCACAUGGAAACAGAAAAUAAGUGCUUUUACCAAGAAAAUGCCUAUUACCUAGACAGAUUUGGAUUCUCGAAGUAUAUGAAAAUUGACAGACCAGAGGGGGUAAAUCUAGAGUAUGAGGAAAUGACAGAACAGGCAGGCUUUGAGGGAGAAAAUUCUGAUGACAUCCAGUACACAGACCCUGAAGGAGAAGACUCAUUUCCCCAACGGAAUUCUACGAGACUCAAGGAUGAUAAAGACCCCACUCUAGCGGCAGAGUACGGCAAUCCUUACGAUUAUUCUCCACAAAAGCAUCGGACUCUCUUGUCAGUUACUAGUGUUGGCCAGAAAACAGGAAGCAAAGAAGCUAAAAGUCUGAGAAUGACUUCAAUCGGUCAGAGCAACAAUAAAAACGAUCCAGAAAAAAAUUCACUGAGGAGGAAGACACGUUUGAAAGGUAGAGUCAUAGAAAGUUCCAGAAACUCCGCUCAGGACAGGAGUGUCCAUGAGUUAUCAGUGAGCAAGAGGAAUGUGGGAGAUGAGGAGCUGCAGUCUCACAAAAGGUCCAAAAUGGCCAGGGAGCAAAAUCCCAUCAGGCCCAGGGACUCAACCAGAAGGAUGCCAAGAAAAGCCCGUCCUGCUCAAUUAGGUCUUAACACAAACAGUAACGAGGACCUGUCAGUGGAUACCACAAAAACAAGGACACAAUCCCAGGUGUCCGUCAAAGGUGCUGUAGAGACAACUCUUCUGGAACGGCCAGUUCAUGAGGACCAGUGGCUUAAUCAAGUGGAUUCGUAUAUAGCCCAGCACAAGGCGGCAGAUGCUGCCAAUGUGGUCUUGGGAAGGAUCGAGCUGGAUUUCCAGAAGCCUGUUGGGGUUGAUUCUGUUCAGCCAGCAGUUCAAGAAGGGGAGGAGGAAGAGGAGCUGGUGGUAGAGGACAGGGAAGGAGAAGUUGAUGCAGAAGAAGAAGGAUUUGACUACAUUCCUGUAUUCGACCAACCAGUGAACUGGGAGCAGACUUUCAGGGCAAGUAACCUGGACUUCCAAGUGCUGAGGACAGACUGGAUUGAUCUGAAGUGCAACACUUCAGGGAACCUGCUGCUGAAGGAGAAGGAAGCCCUGGAGAUCACUCGUGUAUUCCUGAAGAAACUCAACCAGAGGCACAAAGGGCGAUUCCAACUGCGGCGCAUUGUGAAUGUAGAGAAACGUCAAGACCACCUGCGGGGCAGCCGCUACCUUCUGGAGCUGGAGUUGCUGGAGCGGGGUGGGCACCUUGUCCGUUUCUCGGAAUACGUCUUUGCGCGGGAAUGGCAAGGGAUCAGCAGUGUGGAGGAGGAGAGGAUUAUGAAGGACUUGGCGUGGGGACGCCGGCGGCAUCUGAUGGCCAUCCCAGAAGAACCAGUCCUUUGCUGGCCAUUGGGCUUUUCCUGGAACCACCGUGCCAUGGUCCACUUCAUUGUGCCAGUGAAAAACCAGGCCCGCUGGGUACUGCAGUUCAUUAAGGACAUGGAAGAGCUGCUCAGGUUGACAAAGGACCCACACUUCAACGUCAUCAUCACAGACUAUGAUAGUGACGACAUGGAUGUCGAAAAGGCCCUGAAAAAGUCCACCUUGCGCAGGUACCAGUACUUGCGACUUACAGGGAAUUUUCAGCGUUCUGCAGGCCUGCAAGCAGGAAUAGACCUAGUGAAGGAUUCACAUAGCAUCAUUUUCCUGUGUGACCUCCACAUCCAUUUCCCGGCAGGGAUCAUCGACUCAAUUCGGAAGCACUGUGUGGAGGGGAAAAUGGCCUUUGCACCCAUGGUUAUGAGGCUACAGUGUGGUGCAUCCCCACAACGGCCUGAUGGCUACUGGGAGGUGAAUGGCUUUGGUCUCCUAGGGAUAUACAAGUCUGAUCUGGUUCGUAUUGGAGGCAUGAACACCAAAGAGUUCCGGGAGCGAUGGGGAGGAGAGGACUGGGAACUCCUGGACAGGAUCUUUCAGGCCGGCCUGGAGGUGGAGCGACUUUCCCUCAGGAACUUCUUCCAUCACUUCCACUCCAAGCGAGGCAUGUGGAACCGGCGCCAGCUGAAGAAGUGACAGCUUUUGCACUCCUGAACCUCAGCAUGCACUUUAUACAGGCAUAUCACCCAAGCGGACAUUCCCCUUCUCCCCAAUGGAAAUCAACCUACAAGUUCAGCUGUUUACACAUGGAUGUGUCAUGAAAAAAGAAGACAAAGCCAUGGAACGGGGAGCUCUUCUCUAGGAAGGGGUGGGGGGAAUCAGAAGACUAUGAGCCUGUAUGAGCACAUACAGUCCAGAGAGUGGCUUUUGAAAGUAAGCAAUGCCUUUUCUCACCAGCAGUUUGCAAAGGGAAAGGACGCACAACACAGACCUUUCCCCCCCACCACCUAAAGGAUCCUUCAGUGGCCUUAUCAGGUUUUACUUAUUUUAAACAAAAAUGCAAAAGCAGCAGUGCAAAAGUAAUGAUUUCCAACGACUUAGGAGAAUUCCCCAAACCUUGAUGUUCUUGGCCUGGGAUCAGUGACACACGGUGCCCUGGAGGGCCCUCAGGAUAAUUGGAGGGUGGAUCUUCUAUGACCAGGAGGACUUCAGAGAUCCAGUCGACAGAGUCAGAGGAACUGGAGCACCUGUCAUCGUGUGUUGUAAGGGGAAGGUCCCCUCGUUAUAUCUGGUACAAGUUAUUUAUAUAAUGAUGCAGCUUCUCCCUUUUUUUUUCUUUUUUUUGAGAUACUUGAACAGAAACAUUCUGAAAUUCAUCAUGCCUUUGGACCAAAUUCUCUGAUGUAGCUUGGGUCUGCAUCCUCACGCACUAGCCCCAUUGGGACCCUUUGAGGAGCUGAUGGAUUCCUCUCCUCAGUCUAAGCAAAUGAUGCUUUACUCAGGUGUAGCAAAAAAAAUAUAUCCUUGGGCCUUAUGUGGAAUCGAAGGUGCCUUUUGACUACCUGCCUACGUCUUUCUUGGGUUAAUCAGCAACCCAUUUGAGUGAACUCAUGCCAAGCGGCCUCGCAAGGAUCGUAGUCGGUUAUAGGAAAAGAACUCUGCUGAUCCUGACAAUCUUAUAUGAAAUGUGACUUAGGGAACAUAGAAAAACAGGAAUAUUUAUUUCAUAUGCUAAAACACUUUGUGAAGGAGAGAGUCAUCCAUUUGUUCAUUAUGAGGCCACCUGCUCUUUCUUCAAGGUAAUAUGGAGUGUAGUGGUUGGGAGAUUUAUUUAAUAAGUUAUGAUUUUGCUGUUAUGUUCUGGAAGUGAUUAUGCAUGGGGGGAACAGGUGUUCCUUCACUGAUGCAAGAAAAAGAGCUGCUAUCUACAUGACAUUAUGGGAGGGCCAUGGGAGAAGCCCUCCUUUGGGCACGUUGUUGGUGUGAUGUGCACCUUCAGGAGACAAACCUUUGAAGAACUUUACAGAUGGGUAGCAGCUGUACGCAGGACUGUGUGGCAGGGUAGGUUUUCUGAGACAGGAGGGGUUUUUUGUUUUGACUUAGACUUAUGCAGAUUUACACACACACACACGGGUCAGAUCACAAUGGAAAGUGGCAUUUUCUGACUCGAAAGCACGAAUUCCCAACCUUUUACGUCUGCAAAACUUGCCUUUGUGCCCCCAGUUCUUGUAGCAUAAGUAGAAAAAUAGCAAAACUAUCUACAUUAUCAUGCUGGGUCCAGGUGUUUUCUCAGACCUGCUGGUCGGGCUUUUCCUAGGAAUGGCUGCUGACUUUACAGGGCCUUUGCUCUGUUUGCAAUGCUAGCAAUCAUCACUAUAGGAAAUAGUCUGGCCCAGUUCUUCCCUCUCCCACAGAGUUGGACUUGGGACCCUCUGUGUGUAUGAGAGAGUUCCUGUGUGUGUCUUUGUCCUAGGACAAGCACUGGGGGGUGGCAGAUCUGGGUUAUGCCGUGCAGAACUGGGCUCCGUCGCCCUAUUCCUUACCCAGUGAUGGUGGUAGCUGAUAAUACCCUUCCAGAUGUCAUCACACAGUUGGGCGCAUUAGAUAAAUGCAAGUAAACAUCUCAGGUUUUAUAGCUUGCUUGCAUCUUUGUGCAAAUAUUUCAUGUGGAAGACAGACCCUGUGGCUCCAGAACAUGAAUAAUGGGUAAAAUAAGCUCUGUAAGAAGCUCCAAGAGUCUGCAUGUUUCUUCCAUGUAAGAUGGACAUAAGCUGCUCAUUUCUAGUAGGAGUGCAGAACAGUGGUAGCAAAGAAGUACAUACAUUUACUGUUUUUCCCCCAAUGGAAAAUGCUACUUGUAUCAUAUUUUAAUUUAUUUAAGUAUAUAUCCGUCUGAAGUUGGUUGCUGCCUGCCAGGAAGUAUGUUUUAAAAUAGACAGGACAUGUGACUUGAGUUUUGCAUCUGCAGUCCUCUGACACACACAUUUGCAUGUUUAAAGUCACAGGUUCAAUCCCUUGCCAGUCCAGUUAAGGGCUGUCAAUAGGGUUGUCAUCCUCCAGGUGGGGCCUGGGGAUCUGUCAGAAUCACAACCAUUCUCCACGUUACAGAGAUCAGUUACCCUGGAGAAAAUAACUGCUUUGGAGGGUGGACUAUAUGGCAUUAUAUCCCGCUGAGGUCUUUCCCCUCUUUCCACCCCCUAAUCUUGAGAAAGUUCCCAGCUCCAAGUUGGUAACCCUAACUCUCAGGUAACACACCUGGGAAAGAAAAUCUCUGCUGGAGACCUUGGGGAACUACUGCUGGUCGUUUUGGGCAGCAUGAAGUUAGAUAUCGGCAGCUCCUGUUACCCUUUACCAAAGCCAUUAGAUAUUUUCUGUGCUAACAGUGUGGUCUCUAUCCACUGCUACUGCUAUGUAGCCCCUGAGAGUCCAUGCUUUGAAAUCUACUGGAGUAAAAGCUCGAGCUCAGCCAUUCAGGAGGGAGUCUUCAUUAGCAAACGGUAGCACUGCAGAGAUCCUAAGAGGGCUCUUCUGAUUUAGCUCAUAAAAACUCAUAUAAAACAACCGUUCAACCGUUCAUGAGUAUGAGCAUCUAGUUUUAUGAAUUAGCACUCUGGGCAUUCAACACAUGAUGCAUCUUGAGAAGGUUCACAGAAGCUUGGCUUACAUGUGUGUUCAUCCCCAUUCAGCAGCACCACACACCACGUUUUGGCGUUUUUGUGCAGGUGGCAUGUACAAGGGUAUUUACAGUAGAAGAAGAAGAAGAGAUUGGAUUUAUACCCCGCCCUUCACUACCCAAAGGUGUCUCAG